AAAGAAAAUGUUACAUGAGCACCCAACUACUUAUAUUGUCUUGUAUGGCAACCCAAUAGGCCCAUUGCCCAACACCAAUUCUAAUCUCUCUCUUUUUGUCAAGGAAUCCUUAUAUUCAGCAAAUUGGGAUUUAGGGUUUAUGAAUUUGACAUGGCGGAGGACGGCAGCGUAGCUCACACCGAGUUCGACGACGGCGAAAUCAUUUCAGAGAUUCUGGCGAGGCUACCGGUCAAAUCUGUGAUGCGAUUCCGGUGCGUAUCCAAGUCGUGGAAUGCUCUGAUCUCCGAUCCCUACUUCACUAAGAAGCACUUCAGGUACGCAGAAAUGGGCAUCACCGAGAACAGCUCCAGGCUCCUUUAUUCAAUGGACCCUCCACAAUCCCUAGACCACGAAGCAUUGAAGGAUUUGAAGGAUCACAGGGAUGGUUAUUUUGCCAACAGAGAGCUUGAUCUUCCGGUAAUGAUCCCGGAGUUUUCCAAUCGUUAUAAAAGUAUUGUUGGUUGUUGCAAUGGCUUAGUAUGUUUUUCCGUCCAAGGGGACGACUUUAUCUUGUGGAAUCCAUGUACUAGAUACUCCAAGCUGUUACCGAGAACUCCAUUGCCUGUUUUCAAUCGGCACGCUUUUUGUGGGUUUGGUUAUGAUUCUGCUAAUGAUGAUUACAAGGUAUUAGUGGGGACUAAAAUGUGCGAAGAAAUUACCAUUCAGGUUUUCGCUCUAAAAACGAGUUCAUGGAAGGUGCUCCCCAUUACCAAUGCUCUUAGCAUCUCAGGUCGGGGCUUCUUUUUGAAUGGAGCUUUGCACUGGUUAACGAGGGUUGAGCCAAAUCGAGGGAAUAGCCGAACAAUUUUGUCUUUUGAUUUGGCGGAGGAGAAGUUUCAUGAGAUGAUUCCAUUACCCUAUGAUGAUGAUGAUGGCGGCCUUCAUGGUAUGACGAUUCUUAGAAAUUGUCUGUGUGUGUUUAAUUUCUUAGUUGGGCGGGCUGGUGUUAGCACAAUAUGGUUGAUGAAGGAAUAUGGGGUGAAGCAAUCUUGGACUCAAGUUAUUAGGUGUUCUAAAAGCGAAAUUCCUAAAGAGUACAGACUCCUGUUCUUGCAGCCUCUUUGUAUUCUAGAGAAUGGAGAACUUGUAGGUAAUGAUUUUCGUGCAGGUUUCUUGGUGUUAUAUGAUCCAAAGGAAAAUACAUUCAAGAAUGUUACCAAGACUCAUAAUGAAUUGAAUUGUGGAGCUUUUGUUUACAGAGAGACUUUAGUUUCACCAGUAACCGGCAGUGUUGUAGACAUCUGAAGUCGCGGUUGUGAGAAAUCAAGAAGCCAAACAACCCAGUAUAAAGUCAAGGUGGGAGUCUGGAUGUAGAGGCAUGCAUUUCCUUCACUUGAAAACAAAUUCAAAGAUCCUUGCAGAUUGAGUAGCUGUUAUUCCUCAACUAGCUGGAGUUCUCAGAGCCUAUGUGUCCUUAUGACGUAUAAACUUUGUGUUGUAAUAAACUAUAAUUUGGGUGUUUAUGACGUAUAAACUUUGUGUUGUAAUAAACUAUAAUUUGGGUGUUUAUGACGUAUAAACUUUGUGUUGUUGUAAUAAAUUAUAAUUUGGGUGUUUAAGUAGAGCUUUGAAGAAGUCUCAGUUAUGGAUUUGAAACCCAGAAAGAAAGUUGGUCGAUCA
Messenger RNA from Rosa chinensis, 1659 nucleotides. RefSeq names its product F-box/kelch-repeat protein At3g06240. The transcript is spliced from 2 exons. The record is from RefSeq and is a predicted model, not a curated record. The coding region runs from base 151 to 1284 and encodes 377 amino acids. NCBI's taxonomy places the organism in Eukaryota, Viridiplantae, Streptophyta, Magnoliopsida, Rosales, Rosaceae. Gene Ontology annotation, molecular function: protein binding.